Mytilinidion resinicola is the source of this 1071-nucleotide messenger RNA. RefSeq lists its product as uncharacterized. Bases 94 to 891 code for a protein of 265 amino acids. NCBI's taxonomy places the organism in Eukaryota, Fungi, Ascomycota, Dothideomycetes, Mytilinidiales, Mytilinidiaceae. The transcript has 2 exons. The record is from RefSeq and is a predicted model, not a curated record.
CUCAGGCCCGGUACAGGUUUUGGCACUUAGAAGGCUAGCAUGUGAUGGCGGAUAAUGAUAUCGACGAGCAAAACACGAGGGCGAUAGACGUGCAUGCGUAGCAUCCAUUUGGGAUGGCAAAAGUACCAAACGAUUCCUCUUUCCGUUCCGGCAUUUUCUCGAUUCAUUCGUGCCAACGCGAUCAUCUUUCAAACUCGUACACACUCUCGGCGAUUCGAUUACAAUGAUCAGAUGGUUCAUCUUGCAGGGGAAAGCAUCUGCAUGCUGUGCAUCGCCGACAUAUCUCACCGGUCAGCACUCAGACCGGGGUCUUGGCAAAUCAUGAACGGAAUCAGCAUAUGUGUCCAUCACUCUACAGCAGUCUACGCAUGCACCAAUAUCAAUCAGGAAACCGGUAGCGAAAAUAAAGUCCGGGUGACAGGAGCAGUGCAACUUCCAGCUGAUGUUGCAGUUAUUCAGACGUGGUGUUUCACUUUGUGUCACGAUCUGAAGAGCACGCAGCCUACCACGAUGCAGGCAAUGGCGAGAGCCCAACGCGGCUGGAUGGGUAAAGCGGUAAUCAUCGCCUUCUGUCGUAGUGAUGCGCGAUCAAAAUAUGGUUCUCUUAAGUUGAGUUACUUCACACUGAUUAUUGGCAGCGUUGAGCACGCGCGUACAUCCUCCGCCUACACCAAUACUAAUCCGGCAAGCAAGGGGGACGGAAAAGCCAUCGCCAACGUGCAAGACACCGACUUUUCUCACCUCUAUUGCGAGCAGCGAUCUACCCAUGCUUCAGUGUGCGGCAUCUAUGGGGAUCCUCGGCAUCCUCCGAUCAACAUCAAACGGGAAGCUAGUAGCGAGGACCGACACCAGGUAGAAUGGGUCGAGUGCCUGUGCCACCGAACGCUGUAGCGAUCAAAACGUGGUGUCUCAGUUGGUCUUACGAUUCACUGGUCCCUCAGCAGGCUGGUGGCUGCGGGCCGCGUCGCUGGUGGCAUCGUCCCCAGAGCGACCGUCGUCUCCGUGCAGACGGGAAACCCUCGAAGUCCCUUGCACGGCGCAUACUAGGUGGCGAAAGCCCUGCGCCGGCCG